Hippocampus comes (tiger tail seahorse) is the source of this 1667-nucleotide messenger RNA. It is a transcript of the gene nr6a1a, whose product is annotated as nuclear receptor subfamily 6, group A, member 1a. Bases 190 to 1644 code for a protein of 484 amino acids. The record is from RefSeq and is a predicted model, not a curated record. NCBI's taxonomy places the organism in Eukaryota, Metazoa, Chordata, Actinopteri, Syngnathiformes, Syngnathidae. Gene Ontology annotation, biological process: regulation of DNA-templated transcription. The transcript is spliced from 10 exons. Gene Ontology annotation, molecular function: DNA-binding transcription factor activity; sequence-specific DNA binding; zinc ion binding.
AGCAUGGGACACAGCAGCAAGCAGUGAGCUCUCCAGGCGGAGGACAGCCCUCAACCUGUAUGUGCACGCUCACUUCAACCACUUGUAUUGAGCGGCCUCUUUUCAUCACUCGUUGACAUUCAUUUGGGGGUGGCGGUAAAAGAAACAAGAACGACGUGGGACUGACUUGGUAUCAGUCCCUGUAGGAGGAUGGAGAUAGACAAGAGGACGAAUGGGUUCGACUACCCGGAGAGAAACAACGCAAAGCCGGUUAACGGCUUUUAUGGGGACCACUCACUAGAGCCGGAAAAUAAUGACAGCAUGGAUGAUCCAGCUGAGCAACGGACUUGCCUUAUCUGUGGAGAUCGAGCCACAGGCCUACACUAUGGCAUCAUUUCCUGUGAAGGCUGCAAGGGUUUCUUCAAGCGCAGCAUUUGCAACAAGCGCGUGUACCGAUGCAGCAGGGACAAGAACUGCGAGAUGUCACGCAAGCAACGCAACCGCUGCCAGUAUUGCCGCCUACUCAAGUGUCUGCAAAUGGGGAUGAACCGCAAAGCAAUCAGAGAGGAUGGCAUGCCAGGAGGGAGGAACAAAAGCAUUGGGCCGGUUCAGAUCACGGAGGAGGAGAUUGAGCGUAUCAUGUCAGGCCAGGAAUUCAAGGAGGACGCCCCAGAGCACACAUGGGGCAACAACGGCGACAGCGACCACAGCUCUCCCAGCAACGGAGCUUCGGAGGGCAACCAGCCUUCACCUGCCUCCACACUGUCAUCCAAUCGCUCCACCGAGAUGAACGGCUACACAGCAGCCCUCAGAGAUCAGUACAUCAACACCUCCAUGUCAACACACUACCAGCUUCUGCCACACCUCUUUAGUUAUGCUGCCCAGUCUGGUCUGCUGGCCCCCCAGCCCCGCAGCCUUUACCCGCAGUCCCAUCCAUUAGUGCUGCAGCUGGUGGCGGCUGAAGACCUGGCCCCACUGGCCACCCCGAUGCUGAUAGAAGAUGGCUACAAGGUAACACAGGUGGAGCUGUUUGCCUUGCUGUGUCGCCUGGCAGAUGAGCUGCUCUUCCGUCAGAUCUCAUGGAUCAAGAAGUUGCCUUUCUUUUGCGAGCUCUCCAUCGAGGACUACACCUGCCUGCUCAGCUCCACUUGGCAGGAGCUCAUCCUGCUCUCCUGUCUCACAAUAUACAGCGCCCAGAUCUUCGGGGACCUGGCCAAUGUCACGGCCAAGUACACGCCAUCUGACGACGAGCUGCAGGGUUUCAGUGAGGACGGCAUGGAGGUGAUGGAGAGGCUGAUCUAUCUCUUUCGCAAAUUCCACCAGUUGAAGAUCAGCAAUGAGGAGUAUGCCUGCAUGAAAGCAAUCAACUUCCUAAACCAAGAUAUCAGAGGACUGUCAAACAUCUCUCAGCUAGAGCAGCUGAACAAGCGCUACUGGUAUGUGUGUCAGGACUACACCGAGUAUAAGUACCCGCACCAGCCCAAACGCUUUCCUGAGAUCAUGAUGUGUCUGCCAGAGAUCCGCUGCAUCGCAGGGAAGUUGGUCAAUGUUCCUCUGGAGCAGCUCCCCCUCUUGUUCAAAGCAGUCUUGCACUCCUGCAAAUCCAGUCUGACCAGCUACAGGACCGGCCCGUCACCCUGCGUGACCACCUCCUCUGGAAAUUAGAGGCCUCCCCGACCCUGACCGCA